GUAUUAUCGAGGUCCCCUCUCUCGCGCCAGAGAGAACAAACAAUUUAAAAGACUCGAUUAUAUCCUGCCCCGUCAUUCCCGGCUCGAGCACCGAGCCAGCGAGAUUUUUUCGUACGUGUGCGUUAAACAAGUGAUCAUAUUACGUGCAUUAAUCGCGAGUCGAGCGGUAGUCGGCUCACGAUCAUUGUUUGUCUCGCGAGAUUACCUCCACCAAGACCUGUUGCAUCCGCAUCGAUCGUAAAAUUUUUUUAAAAUUAUGUCUCUGAAGUUUUAUUAUGAUCUACUCUCGCAACCAUCGAGAGCGUUGUACAUAUUUCUCAAAAAGUGCAACAUACCGUUCGAAAAGAAGAUCGUAAAUCUGAAGGAUCUCGAACAAUACACUCCAGAAUUUGAAGAGAUCAAUCGGUUCAAGAAAGUCCCUGUUAUAGAUCACGAUGGCUUCAAACUUGCUGAAAGUGUAGGGAUUGUGCGAUACCUGAGCCGAGAAUUUAAGGUGGACGAUCACUGGUAUCCGUCUGAUUCAAAAAAGCAGGCGAAAGUUGAUGAGUAUCUUGAAUGGCAGCAUCUCAACACGAGACUUCAUUGCGCAACAUAUUUCUUAACGAAGUUUCUUAAUCCGCUCAUGCGAGGUAAACCGCCAAAGCCAGAAAAGGUAGCCGAAUUCGAAAGUCGUAUGAACGAUUGCAUCGAUCUUAUUGAGAAUGUGUGGCUGAAAGACACACCAUUCUUGAUAGGGAACACAAUCAGUGUAGCUGAUAUAUUCUGCGCUUGUGAAUUGGAACAACCACGAAUAGCUGGUUACGAUCCGAAAAAAGGGAGACCCCGCCUGACUGCCUGGAUGGAAAGAGUUAUGUCGGAAACAAGUCCUCACUAUCAAGAUGCUCAUAAAUUCUUAAAUCAAAUGGCUGCACAAAAUCCAACGCAAAAUUUUAAUUUUAAACUUUAAUUGUAUACAAAUGCCACUUUUUGUGUAGCGUCCACAAAUAUGUAUAUAUCGCAUAUGUAAUCUGGUCUUAUCAGUGAUAAUAUCUUUGAUGGCUUUUAUUUUGCUACUUUUAGUAUUUUUUGAAUAAAUAUUUACAUUUUAUUACGUGAUAUACGUAUCA
Molecule: messenger RNA, 1106 nt
Organism: Solenopsis invicta (red fire ant)
Lineage: Eukaryota; Metazoa; Arthropoda; Insecta; Hymenoptera; Formicidae
Product: glutathione S-transferase theta-3
Exons: 6
Coding region: 257-946 (229 amino acids)
Biological process (GO): glutathione metabolic process
Cellular component (GO): cytoplasm
Molecular function (GO): glutathione transferase activity
Source: RefSeq, a predicted model, not a curated record